Cydia splendana is the source of this 6536-nucleotide messenger RNA. It is a transcript of the gene Pkc98E, whose product is annotated as protein kinase C. NCBI's taxonomy places the organism in Eukaryota, Metazoa, Arthropoda, Insecta, Lepidoptera, Tortricidae. The transcript has 19 exons. The record is from RefSeq and is a predicted model, not a curated record. Gene Ontology annotation, molecular function: ATP binding; diacylglycerol-dependent serine/threonine kinase activity. Gene Ontology annotation, cellular component: nucleus; cytoplasm. Gene Ontology annotation, biological process: protein phosphorylation. The coding region runs from base 255 to 2561 and encodes 768 amino acids.
UAUAAUUUAUUAUAUAUUUCCCAAAAGUCCCCAUCACCAAAAACUCUAUCCUGAAACUUUUUAAAAUCGAAUAGGAAUCCAUUAGCAACCAUAGAGUAAAACAUCCAUCCAUGGCGGAUCUCGUCGCUGUCAAGACUUUUAUUUAAUUCUGUUUCAAUUAUGAAGCACCUUCAAUGAUUUUGAGUGGGCUUAUAGUGUGGAAGUGAUCGUGCGGUGGCGCGGCGCGGUGCCGGCGAUCCGGUUGUGUCAGCGCCAUGUUCAGCGGAACGGUGCGCGUCAAGGUGUGUGAGGCCACGGGCCUCAGGCCGACUGACUUUCAGAAACGGCACAACAUGACCUUCGGGAAACCAGACGACCAGCCGAUAGACCCGUACGUGUCGAUCGACGCGGACGAGCACCACCUGGACCGCUCCACCACCAAGCCCAAGACCUUCGACCCCGUGUGGAACGAGACCUUCAUCCACGAAGUGCAGAACGUCGCCAGCUUGGGGAUCACAGUAUUUCACGAUGCCGCCAUACCUCCAGAUGAUUUUGUUGCAAACUGCACAAUUCCUUUUGAAGAUUUAACUCAUCGUGAUAAAGACGCCACAGACUUUUGGGUGGAUCUAGAACCUCAAGGAAAACUGCAUCUGAAAAUAGAUCUGAAAUGGAAUUCUCAAGGCUCGGGCGGCGGCGGCGAGGCGGCCCGGGCGCCGGCGGGCGGCGCGGCGCGCGGGCGGGAGUUCAAGGAGGGCGCCGGCUUCGCGCGCCGCCGGGGCGCCAUGCGCCGCCGCGUGCACCAGGUCAACGGACACAAGUUCAUGGCCACCUUCCUGCGCCAGCCCACCUUCUGCUCCCACUGCCGCGAGUUCAUCUGGGGUCUCGGAAAACAAGGAUAUCAAUGCCAAGUGUGCACCUGCGUGGUCCACAAGCGCUGCCACUCGUCCGUCGUCACCAAGUGUCCCGGGAUGAAGGAAGAGCAACACAGCGCCGUGGGUGUGUCCGGCGGCCAACGGUUCAGCGUCAACGUCCCGCACCGCUUCGUGGUGCACUCCUACAAGCGGUUCACGUUCUGCGACCACUGCGGCUCUCUGCUCUACGGCCUCAUCAAGCAGGGGCUGCAGUGUGAAGUGUGCUCGAUGAACGUGCACAAACGGUGCCAGAAGAACGUGGCCAACAACUGCGGCAUCAACACCAAGGCCAUGGCCGAGAUCCUCUCCGAGAUGGGCAUCUCCCCGGACAAGAACCCUCGCCCUAGGACCUCCAAGUACAACCCCGUGCUGAUGGAGGGCGGCGGCGGCGACGCGGCGGCCGACGCCGACAAGGAGCCGCUCGACAAACACGACGACAAAGUGCUGGACCUGCUCAUGUCAUCGCCGUACGACUUCGUACCGCCCUCGUACGACUUCGUACCCCCUUCGUACGACUUGGUACCCCUUUACGGCGAGUACAUACCUUCGGCGACGAACGGCGGUGGUGACCAUUGGGACGACCUGAAAGACAUAUUUACGUGCUACGAAGGUGGCGACAUGGCGGGUGCGCGCGACAAGGUCUCGCUGGAGGACUUCACGUUCAUCAAGGUGCUGGGCAAGGGGUCCUUCGGCAAGGUCAUGCUCGCUGAGAAGAAGGGCACCGACGAGGUGUACGCAGUGAAAGUGCUAAAGAAAGACGCCAUCAUCCAAGACGACGACGUGGAGUGCACUCUGACCGAGCGGCGCGUGCUCGCGCUCGCCGCGCGCCACCCCUUCCUCACGGCGCUGCACUGCGCCUUCCAGACCAGGGACCGACUGUUCUUCGUCAUGGAGUACGUCGACGGCGGGGAUCUCAUGUUCCAGAUACAACGUGCGAGGAAGUUUGAUGAACCCCGCGCCAGGUUCUACGCAGCCGAAGUGACAUUGGCCCUACAGUUCCUUCACGCACACGGUGUUAUCUACCGCGACUUGAAGCUGGAUAACAUAUUACUGGACGCCGACGGGCACUGCAAACUCGCUGACUUCGGCAUGUGCAAGGAGGGCAUACUAGAUGGAGCGACCACUACGACCUUUUGCGGUACUCCUGACUACAUAGCCCCUGAGAUCUUGCAAGAGCUGGAAUACGGUCCGUCGGUGGACUGGUGGGCGCUCGGCGUGCUGCUGUACGAGAUGCUGGCCGGGCAGCCGCCCUUCGAGGCCGACAACGAGGACGACCUCUUCGAGUCCAUCCUGCACGACGACGUGCUCUACCCCGUCUGGCUGUCCAAGGAUGCCGUGUCCAUCCUCAAGGGCUUCAUGACGAAGAACCCGGCGCGGCGGCUGGGCGUGGCGGGCGGCGGGGGCGGCAUCCGCGCGCACGCCUUCUUCAAGGACAUGGACUGGGACGCGCUGCAGCAGCGCCGUCUGCGCCCGCCCUUCCGACCCAAGGCAUGUAAAAGCAAGCGCGAGGCGGUGAACUUCGACGCGGAGUUCACGAAGGAGGAGCCUGUGCUGACGCCCGUGCCGGCCGACGUCGUGCGCACCAUCAACCAGGAGGAGUUCCGGGGCUUCUCGUUCGUGAACUCUGACUUCACGCCAACGCCGGCGCCGGUGCUCGCGCCCGCCAACUGACUCCCUCACGCACGUGGCGGUGCACUCUCUCUCUCUAGCGAUAGCCGAUAGAGUAGCUCCGCAUGGCCCUGUACCGAGGCCGACGCCGCUACGUUCUAACGCCGAACUCGCCUUAUCUCUCCACUCUCGCAUUAUUUCCGUUGUAAAGUGUUCGGCCAGUGCUAGAGUCGGAUUAAGAUAACUUUGCGGCGACUUGAAUAGAACAAAGUGAGGCCGUGUCAUGUUUUCAUAGAUUAAUGAUGACAUUGACACACUUUGUCAUUGCAAAUGUCAUGCAGAGUUAGAUCGGUCCGACGCUACGCUGUUGGAGAAAUAUGGUGAGUCUGCACCAUGUAGAAUAAAGCAAUACGAUAUCUCGAUGAUUUCGUAUUACGAAACGUACGUCUGUCUACGCUAAAUUUGCAGCGACAUGUGUGUAUGCGCCAUAAUUGCCGUACCAGCUGAAAACUUAGCGCGGUUGGACUAACAAAAACGUGGUCCUUAAGUUUAUAAAUUGUCAGUUAUAGUGUAGAUGGAAAAAGACACGCAGUCAUCAUUUUUAUGAUUGUUCGUAUUUAUAAAUUAUUAAACCGUACCGUCAGUUGCGUCUACGACAACCUCUGCGUACGCAAAAAAAAAAAACAAGUUACAAGGGAUUAUUAUAGUAUACGCGGUGAGAUUCAACUGAUCUGUCUUCAUUGCAUAGUAUUUUAUAUACACGUGUCUAUAUUAGUGGUGACCACGAGUAUUACAUCUUAUAGGAAGUUUCUUGAACAUUAUUCGAGAGACAGAGAUAUCGUAGCUUCGAUGUUAGAACGUUGCGGUUUAGUUCCAGGCCGGUUCUUAUGAAAUUCUGUCCACACAUACGAGCCAGCGAUCAAAUAUGUAGCGGCGACCGGCAGCAGAAACUGGCUCUUCUCAAUUCAACUUAAAAAGGCUAUGUUGUAUUAUACUUUUGUAGGCAAAUCCUCAGAAUUGGCAAGGGGAGACGUCUGUUAGCGGCGUCGAGCCAUUUCACUAUUUACGAAGGUAAAGUACAGCAGAGUUCUUUUAAACGACGCGCUUCAGUUUUUAGCGUAUUAUGUUAAAUUGGGAAGAUCCAUUCGCUUUUGGCCUCGCCGGCCGCCGCGAGUACAGUUAAGGGCAAAAAUUAUACAUUUAUUUACCUAAUACAAAUGUAAAGGUGUAAACUUGUAUGACCUUGAUUGUACGCACACGAAUCCCGGCGGGAUCGCCGCCCACAGAUUAUAUAUAAAUGGAAGAGUUAGAGCAAUUAUUUAUCGUUGUAAAUAUUGAAGAUUUAUUAUUCGGGUGUAAAGCGGAGGCGGAAUCAGUAAACCCCACGCGUCACCGACGCGAAGAAGCGUAUAUUAUAGGCACAUGAGUAACAGCGGCAGAACCUACUGUUUGCUUGUCUACUCAGACAUUACCACGUUUAGCGCAAAGAGUACAUCCUCAAAUUUAAUUUAAAUGAAUGAGAUCAUUUUGGUAGAAAGUUUAAUUGUUUGACAGGUUUUUGUGUGUUGGAUACAUUUCCCUAAACGUCUAAUAGGAAGUUGAGAAUAUACACGCGUCUCAUAUUUUUGUCGAUUGACUCGGUGAGCCAGGGGACAACAGUUGGUUUAAUAACAAACAUCCACAUCAUCUUGUCCUCUAAUACUGCACUUCUGUCUUCAUCUCUCAUUUUUCAAAGGAGAAUUGACAGUAUAUUGGCAGAGAUAGUGGCUUUUUCUACUAAUGUUGCGUUCUACAUAUAUCUAUUGAAUUCGUAUCCGAAAUUAUUUAUCAGAGAAAAACUUUUUUUUAUCGAAAACAUUUAUUUUGUACAAAUAAUUGAUGCACCUAAUAAAAUGCUUACCUACACGACAAUCAAGUAAGCCUAGCCGCACAAAAUAUCAAGCAAAUUAUCAGAGAUUAUUGAUGCAAUUGUUAUUAGUCUUAUAAAUAUGAUGAGUGUAUAUUCUCUAUUAGUUUCCACUGACGCAUGUCUGGUUAGACUAGCAACAGCGACGGUUCUGCCGUUUCUAGUCCGCGCGUUCCGAGUACCGCGGAACGCGACCCAAUACUCACUAGGGGUUUUGUUUGACAGUAUUCGCGGCGAGUCGCGGUUCACUUCUUACUUGUAUUUAUAUUAUUGGGUCGAUCGAAUUUGUGUUGUAGGUAGGUAGCCCAGUGAGCAAAAUAUAUAAAAAAAAAAGUUUUGCGGAUGACACAGGCGCCAUUCAAACGCGUAAAAGUGCUCAAUAAUGUGAUAGGUACAUCACUCUUGCAUCACACAUCGCUUUGCAAAAGUCAUGUUCAAAUGUUUCUGAGCACUUUGCCCGUUCAGUAUUAUUGCUUACUGUAACAUUGUGAGGAAAACACAAAGAAAACUUUUCAAUAGUUACCCAGGAGACAUCACAAUAGGUAUAGGGCAAAAAAUCGAUUGACCCAAUAUUUUACGCGGUACCUCUGGUACAUUUUGAGUGAUGUUUAAUGAAUUUAUUUAUUUACGUUUUUAUGAUUUAGUAUUGACCGGAACCAAAGGCUAUGUUGUUAGAGCGGUAGUCGUUAGUGCGCGUUACACGUGCCGGUGUGCCGUGCGUCGCGCACGAGUGAUGCUUUAUGUAGUUGUUAGUGUAUUAUAAUAUUAAUAAUAUUAAUUAUAAAUCUCUGUACGUGUUGCCCGUCUAACGACAUGUUUAUAACUAAUUUCGUGUUCAUUUCGGUCGCCCUCCGGGUUUUAUAAUGCCACAGUUCCUUGUACUAGAUUAAAGAUCUGUUAUUUUGAUUUUGUGUACGUUUUUUUAAUUGUGGUGUUUAUAUAGGAGGGCUUCGUUCGGUGGAUUUAUUUAUGGUAAUAGCUCGUGCAAGCUAAUUUAAUAGCAUGAGUUCGCGGGACUUUAGACCUUGUGUGUACAUACGCAAGGCGGCCGCGAGGCUUUCCGUGUCCACUGUGUAAUCGCGUAUGUAUGUAUCGUGUUUGGGCGUUUCUCUGUUAUAGCGUAAGUGAUGUGAGUGCUGAUUUAUUUUUGAUGUGAAUCGUACUAACUGUAGAGUAAGGGAGCCGCGGCAACCGAUACGAGGCGAGAUGUGAGCGGUUCAAUAAGGAACGCACAAAUGUGAGCGCAUAUUUGUUAAUGUAAGGUCUUAUGUCAAAGAGAUUAGGGUUAUAUUUGAAUGGCACGCGCUAUUGCUAUGAUAUAUUGAUUUAUUAUUCGUGUCAAUGAGAUAUUUGAAAUAGAUUUUAUAUAAAAUCUUGUACAAAUAUUAGUUCAUGGCUGUGCCUAUUAGGCCUAUGAAUGCUUUUAUCGCGCGAUAAAUAUAAUAUAAUGCAUUUGUUUCGUUUUGUCACUACUUGGUAGGAAGAGACUGAUGCUUUAUCAUAUCUUUAUCACGUGAUCGUGGCCACCGUAACUGUUGUAAUUGUAUGAAUUUGCAAGUAUUAUCCGUCUAUGAUAACUGAACCGUCAAAUUUUGCAUCUCGCUUCCUUUUGGUGCUUCGUGGCAGCGUAUUCUUGAUAGCACACUCUUUCACGUAAUUGGUUUUUAAGAAAACACUGUCGGUAUUCGGCCAUAAUUGGAACAGGACUAUGAAAUAUGUGUACAGAAAUGACAUACUUAUGAAAGCGGCGUGAAUCAAACUUUUGACACUGUUGUUGCAUGUUGUUACCCAGGGGACAACACUAAACACUUAAAUAAUAACAAACAAUAGUUUCUAUUGUGAUGCAAAAGAAACAAUUGUAUUUUUUUAUUUAAACAUGCACAAAUGGUAAUCUUAACAUACGUAACACAUACGUAAUGCACUCACUACCAAAUCUAUUAUAACGACCACCUAUUUAAAUCUACAUUCAUACCGACCGUGGGUUUUGGCGAACCAAUCCGUGAGAGCGUCCUACAUCGGAUACGAUUUAUCGGACAUGCGGGCUCUGCUCGACCGUGUCGUGUAACUAGUCAGUUAAGCGUAAGAGCGCUCGCGCCACGCCCGAUCCGAACCCGACACCCGACACGAUACGA